GAGGGCGGUGCCGCGGCCUGGCCCUGCUGGAAGCCGCGGCCAGCGGCGGGGUGCGGGAUGAGCGGGUUCUCUCCGUGCUUGCGCUCACGGCUCCUCCUGCACGAACCCUGGGCGGUGCUGCGGGGGCUGCGCCGCGUCUCGCUGGCGGCCGGCCCGCGUCAGGGCACGGCGGGCUGCAGUGUCACCUCUGGCACAGGCAUGGAGGAGCUGCUGAGUCGCUCCGUGCCGCCGCUGCCGCCCUACGAGACCAAGGAGAAGGCGCCGCCCCCGGCGGAGCUGCGCAGCGCGGAGUUCAUGCGGUACUACCGCGGCCUGCCGGCCGGGCCGCCCCGCGCCGAGCUCCUCACCCGCCUGGCCCGCGACUUCGGCGUGGACCACGGGCGGGUGGCGGAGUUCAGCGCCAAAGUGCUGCAGGCCCGGGAGCAGCAGAGGGAGCUGGGAGCCCUGCUGCAGGCCGAGGACCGGCUGCGUUACUACCUGAACCCGCGGUACCGGGGGCUGUUCCAGCACCUGGGCCGCCUAGAGGGCGGGCUGCGCUUCCUGGUGGAGCUGAGGGGAGACCUGGUGGAGGGGCUGGCGAGCAAGGCGGUGGAUGGCCCUCACGUCAAGGAAAUGAGUGGUGUUCUAAAGAACAUGCUUUCAGAGUGGUUCUCUACAGGAUUCCUAAAUCUGGAGCGGGUCACGUGGCAAUCACCUUGUGAAGUGCUCCAGAAAAUUAGUGAUUCUGAAGCUGUGCAUCCUGUUAGAAACUGGGUUGAUAUGAAGCGUCGAGUGGGGUCGUAUAGAAGAUGCUACUUUUUUUCUCACUGUGCAAUCCCAGGAGAACCAUUGAUAGUCUUGCACGUUGCAUUAACCAGUGAUAUCUCCAGCAGCAUCCAGGCCAUAGUGAAAGAAGUGGAACCUUUAGAAACAGAAGAUGCAGACAAAAUUACAACAGCAAUUUUUUACUCGAUCAGUUUGACUCAGCAAGGACUGCAGGGUGUGGAACUUGGGACCUACCUCAUCAAACACGUGGUAAAGGAGCUGCAGAAAGAACUUCCUCAGAUAAAAACUUUUUCUACUCUGUCGCCUAUCCCUGGGUUCACAAAAUGGCUCGUUGGUCUCCUCUCCUCGCAGACAAAAGAACUGGAAAAGAAUGAACUCUUUACAGAAUCAGAACGCCAAGAACUGUCUCAGAUCACAGGAGAUUGUACGACUGAAACACUAAAGAAGCUCUUAAAUAACAACGAAUGGGUGCGAUCGGAAAAGUUAGUCAGCGCGCUCCAUUUGCCACUAAUGAGACUGUGUGCCUGGUACUUGUACGGGGAGAAGCAUCGCGGCUAUGCACUUAACCCAGUAGCAAACUUUCACCUUCAGAAUGGCUCUGUGUUGUGGCGGAUAAACUGGCUGGCAGACACAAGCCCUCGGGGCAUUGCUGCUGCGUGUGGCAUGAUGGUGAACUACCGGUAUUUCUUAGAGGAUACAGCCACUAACAGUGCAGCCUAUCUGGGGACAAAAGCCAUUAAAGCCUCGGAGCAGGUUCUUUCCUUGGUGUCUCAGUUCCAGCAAAAUAGCAAGCUUUAAGUAGUGUGAAAACUAAGGACAAACGUUCCUCACUUGUAAAGAGCUGUCAUAUUUUGCAGUGUCUGUAUUUAAAUGCGAAUGUCCCUUUAUAAAACAAAUUUACUCAGCGCAGCAGGGUACAAAAGCAUCUAAAUUAUCAGCUGUCUUGCUUACAUUGCCAUAUAACCAAAGCCUGAUUUGUUGCAGUUGAAUCACUUUAAGUACUAGACAUUUGUUAUGUACAAAUGAAUUGGAGGUAUGUAUUAAGGAGUGAGCAAAUUCUCUCAAACAGUAGUAACUUGUACGGAAAAUACUUUAGCCAUACCAUUACUCUGUUGAUAAUAAACGUGUAUAAAUGUCAUGGUUUUGGCUGGGAUAGAGUUAAUUUUCUUCAUAGAGGCUUAUAUGAUGCUGUGUUUUGGAUUUUUGUUACAAUAGUGGUGAUAACACUGUGAUUGUAGCUGCUGCUGAGCAGUGCUUACACACAGCCAAGAACGUCUCAGCUUCUCGUGCUGCCCUGCCAGCAGGCAGGCUGCAGGUGUGCAAGAAGCUGGGAGAGGACAGAAGCAGAACAGCUGACUCAAACUGGCCAAAGUAUAUAAUUGUAAUAUAAAUACAGUUCUGUAUUACAUGGUGUACACCCAGCAAUAAAAGCUGUGGUAAAGAAGGAGGAAGGGGGGACGUUGGGAGGGAUGGCUGUAGAAUGUGCCCUGCUUUCCUGGGAGUCGCUGCACCGUCUGCCUACCCAUGGAACGUAGCAAAUUAAAUGAUUGUUUUGCUUUGCUUGCAUGCACAGCAAGAUCCCAUCAGUUCUCGUGCUUUUACCUUUCUGAUUCUCUUCCCUCAUUCCACCUGGGGAGAGUGAAUAAGCAACUGCGUGGUGCUGAGCUGCCUUUGGGGUUAAACCACAGCAAUAAAGUGUGUUUUCAGCAGGAGCUGUGCUUCUCUGUCACACUGCUGCCAUAGCUCGAUUCGUACCAAAGUAUCUGGAAAGAAGUGUUGCAUGAAGGUAAAUUUUUUGGUCAAAUAUAUUAGCAAAAUGGUAGUCUACAAUUUUAUUUCAGUAAUGCCUUUGUCUUUUUCUCCCUCAAACACUUCAAUGUAAAAACACUAAAAUUCACACUGAAUCUUUGCUUUGUUGGAGCACUGGAAAGCCUUAUAUUAAUGUUCUUGAAAAUCAGGGCUUCUGAGGGAAGCGGGUAUGUAGUAUUAUAAUUGCACUUUUUUCUGCUAAAAUAUAAUGAGCAAGAAGGAAGUGUUCAAAUAAAAGCUGAUAAAGAGCUUUUUUCGUGAAGAGGUAGGUGUGAUCUGUAAACCAGUAAAAUAAACUUUCUCAUUAAAUCAUGUCUA
Messenger RNA from Numida meleagris (helmeted guineafowl), 2892 nucleotides. RefSeq names its product malonyl-CoA decarboxylase (gene MLYCD). Gene Ontology annotation, molecular function: malonyl-CoA decarboxylase activity. NCBI's taxonomy places the organism in Eukaryota, Metazoa, Chordata, Aves, Galliformes, Numididae. Bases 58 to 1563 code for a protein of 501 amino acids. Gene Ontology annotation, cellular component: mitochondrial matrix; peroxisomal matrix. The transcript is spliced from 5 exons. Gene Ontology annotation, biological process: positive regulation of fatty acid oxidation; fatty acid biosynthetic process; malonyl-CoA catabolic process. The record is from RefSeq and is a predicted model, not a curated record.